AUGGCAAAGAAGAAGAACUCAAGAGUUGAGCAACAGGAAAUGGAAUUGGGCGUCGAAGAUGCAGCCACCGAAUCAGUUCAUGAGGGCAGCGGAAGGAAUGAAUCAAACCGAGAAAAGUUCUCACGGAUAGAAACCGAACUUGAGGAAAUGAGAGUAAGAAUGAGUCGGCAAGACCAGCCAUCACGUGUGGAAGAGAGGUUGUCUCGCUUUGAGGAAGCUAUGAUUCGUAUGACUGAUAACUUCACGCAAAUAAGUCACCAAUUGGGUUUCUUAACCGGCCGAAUGAAUAAAAUGGACCAAUUGUCAGAAAGUAUAGAAGGGCUAAAUCAAAGAAUGGACCGUAUGGAAAGAUCCGUUAAUCAUGGGCACAACCGAGAAGAUAAGGGAAAAGGACCUUAUGAAGAGCCUCACACAUCAUAUCAAGCUCCCAAAGAGCAUGCCGCAUCGAGUUUUGGAGGGAUUAAAAUUGGAAAAGAUAAUCAAGUUCCACCCAAAACCAAUGAAGCUCACAUGGGAAAUAAAAAGACCAUGGGAGUUAACAUGGCAACUUGUUCCAAACCACUGGUAGACAAUGAUUUUGAAGAAAUUUCAGAUGAAGAUAGUGAGAGAAUCGGACAAAGAAGUGAGAAAAAGAGGGGCCAAAGGAACAUAGAACCCAGAUCCAACAUUCGGGUUGACUUUCCUAAGUUUGAUGGCAAAAACGCCCAAGAUUGGGUGAUUAAAGCGGAGCAAUACUUUGAGUGCCAAGAAGUUAGGGAAGACAAAAAAAUUACAACGGCCAUGAUCUACUUUGAAGGGGCAGCUAUGAGGUGGUAUCGGUCGUACAAGAGGAAAAACCCGGUCAUGGUAUGGGAAACAUUUUCAAAUGCAUUACUCGCUCGCUUUGGAGUCUCGUCAUAUACUAACUAUCAUGUGGAGCUCAUCAACAUGAAACAAAUCACUACCGUGGAGGAGUUUCAAGGUCGAUUUGAGGACAUGUCAUGUAUGGUUGGAGAUUGGCCCGAACCCGCACUCAUAGGUGCAUUCAUGUCGGGAUUGAGAGAGGAUAUUAGAAUUGAGAUGCUAUCCGAGGAACAUGUAGACUUAGACAGUUGCUUUGCAAGGGCACGAGUUAUGGAGGAAAAGCUCCUCAAACGGGCAGCGUAUGAGAAAUUCUCUAAGACCGGAGGAUUCAACCAAAACAAAGGGAAUUUCAACAGGCCUACUCCUAAACCACAGCCACAAGGGUUUCCAAAGAGGGAUACACGUCCAGCCGUUAGGGACAAUGUUCCGGUUCGUUACAUCACCGCUAAGGAGAGGGAUGAAAGGUUCAAAGCCGGGCUAUGUGUGUCAUGUGAGGAAAAGUGGUUCAAGGGACACAAAUGUAAGAGGUUUCAGCUAAUGGUGGUUGUAGAGGAUGAGGACGAAGUUGAGGUUUCAAUCCCAGUUGAGGAAGAGCAACCAGUAGAACAAGAGUGCCCAACGGAAAUUGAGAAGGUGGAUGGGGUUCUUCACUCCAUGAGGGACCCAAACCGUCCUAAAGCAAUGCGUGUUCUUGGAACCAUUCAAGGGCACAGAGUCACAAUCUUGCUAGAUUCGGGAGCAACUCAUAAUUUUAUGAGUUUAGAAACGGCCAAGGAUAGCGGAUGCACAUUGGAAGAUCAAGCACCACUCACGGUCUUGGUAGGAGAUGGAACAAGGCUACCUUGCGUCCACAUUUGCCGAAACAUGGAUAUAACCGUGCAAGGGAUCCCAUACAAGAUAGAUGUCUUAGUUCUUCCGAUAAAAGGGAUGGACCUUGUUCUUGGUGUUGAUUGGUUAGAGACACUUGGGGGAAUCUACUGGGAUUUCUCCAAAAUGAAGAUGAGAUUUGAGAGGGAAGGAGGAGAUCAAGUGACACUCGAAGGAAUCCAGCCCAACUUGGAACCGAAGGCAGCCAUCAAGGCUCUCGUAGCUCAACAGCCAGCCCUCUGGCUGAUAUCGUUAGCCACUGAUGUACCUCCAAAAGGGACAGAGACCGAAGUCAUUCCCAAGGAAGUUCAGCAAGUAUUGGAUGGUUUUGAAGAUGUCUUUUCUGAACCUAAAGGGUUACCUCCUCCAAGAUCAUACGAUCACAGGAUCGUCCUAUCAAACGGGGCAGAACCGGUAAAUGUUAGGCCUUAUCGUUAUGGGUUUACACAGAAAACGGAGAUAGAGAGAUUGGUAAAAGAAAUGAUUGAAGGGGGAAUCAUUCGCCCGAGUAGCAGUCCCUUCUCCUCUCCUGUUUUGUUAGUCAAAAAGAAGGAUGAAACUUGGAGAUUUUGUGUUGAUUAUCGGGCACUUAACGAAGUCACGAUUAAGGACCGCCACCCUAUACCCGUCAUUGACGAACUCCUUGAUGAAUUGGCGGGCGCUUCCAUUUUCUCCAAGCUUGACUUAAGGGCUGGUUACCAUCAGAUACGCAUGGAUAAGCAUGACGUACCCAAGACUGCAUUUAGAACUCACGAUGGGCAUUAUGAGUUCUUGGUCAUGCCCUUCGGAUUAACCAACGCCCCGGCUACAUUCCAACGAUGUAUGAAUGAUAUUUUCAGACCACAUCUGAGGGAUUUCAUUCUAGUUUUCUUCGAUGACAUUCUGGUUUACAGUCGAUCAUUAGAGCACCACAUUGUCCACUUAAGGAAGACACUACAAAUUUUGAGGCAGAAUGAACUCUUUGCAAAAGCUUCUAAGUGCAGUUUCGGUCAAGAAUCAAUCGGCUAUUUGGGACACAUAGUGUCCAAGGAAGGUGUUAGAGCUGAUCCAGAAAAGCUCCAUGCCAUGGAGCAAUGGCCUUUGCCAAAAGACCCGAGAGGAAUGAGAGGAUUUCUAGGUCUUACUGGUUACUAUCGAAGGUUUAUUCAAGGCUAUGGAUCUAUAGCCUCCCCUUUGACGAAAAUGUUGAAGAAAGGGGAGUUCACCUGGACGGAUCACUCAAGGGAAGCAUUCGUAAAGCUUAAGGCAGCAAUGUUAGCCGCGCCCGUGCUAACCUUGCCAGAUUUUUCACUUGAUUUCGUGGUGGAGACGGACGCAAGCGACGUUGGUGUUGGGGCUGUCCUCAGCCAAAAGGGCCACCCAAUAGCCUACAUGUCCAAGGCUCUCACCCAUAGGGCAAAGCCAUUAUCCACAUAUGAAAAGGAGUUAUUUGCCAUCGUGUUGGCCGUGGAGAAAUGGAGGCCCUACCUCAUCGGGCGCAAAUUCAUUGUGAGAACGGAUCAUAGUAGUUUAAGGUAUAUGCUCAAACAAAGGGUCUCAACGCCUACUCAACAAAGAUGGCUCGCCAAGCUAUUGGGUUACGAUUUUACAAUCGAAUACAAGAAAGGAACCGAAAACUCGGCGGCUGAUUCGUUAUCGAGACUUGGAGAGCAAUUUCUAACCUUGUCCGUUCUGGAAACCGAUUUGUGGCAGCGAUUGGUCAUUGAGCAAGAGGCUGAUGAAGGUUUGAGACUACUUAGAGCAUCGGUUCAGCAGAAUCCGGGAUCAAUCCCAAACCAUGGCAUGAAGGGGAACGUGCUUUACCGAAAGGGCAAAGCUGUGGUACCACGCGGUUCCUCCCUCAAAAAGGAGCUCCUAUCACACUUUCAUUGUUCAACCACCGCAGGUCACGAAGGCGUGGCCAAAACGCUUGCAAGGAUCAAAACCCAAUUUUGGUGGGAAGGUCUAAAAGGAGAAGUCAAAGAGUUUGUGAGGAGUUGUCAGAUUUGCCAAAGGGAAAAGUAUGAAGCAACCAAGCCACCCGGGCUGAUGCACCCAUUGCCAAUACCUACAAAACCUUGGGCUGAUGUAUCAAUGGAUUUUAUUGAUGCAAUGCCACGUUCGGAAGGAAAGGAAGCGGUGUUUGUAGUGGUGGACAGAUUGACGAAAUAUGGGCAUUUUGCCCCUCUUCCAAGACACUACAAUGGGCCGUUGGUUGCCGGGAUAUACCAAGACUAUGUCGGCAAACUUCAUGGAAUGCCGAGCACUAUCGUUUGUGAUAGGGAUUCGAUAUUCCUUAGUGCGUUUUGGCGCGAGUAUAUGCGCAUGGCGGGACUUCAUUGCAUUUCAGUACAGCCCACCACCCGCAAACCGAUGGGCAAAGCGAGGUGGUGA
Nymphaea colorata (pocket water lily) is the source of this 4083-nucleotide messenger RNA. RefSeq lists its product as uncharacterized. The transcript has a single exon. Gene Ontology annotation, biological process: DNA integration; proteolysis. Bases 1 to 4083 code for a protein of 1360 amino acids. NCBI's taxonomy places the organism in Eukaryota, Viridiplantae, Streptophyta, Magnoliopsida, Nymphaeales, Nymphaeaceae. Gene Ontology annotation, molecular function: aspartic-type endopeptidase activity; nucleic acid binding. The record is from RefSeq and is a predicted model, not a curated record.